CUCUGGCGGACAUUGUAGAUGAAUGUUUACCACGGUCUGUGGCGAUUAAAUGUUAGAACAGCUAGCCUUUUGACGAACUUGCAGAUGGUCGAGAGACGUUACCGUCCGGUUUCAUUCCUGACCACAUUCACUCAAUCGCCGUUCUGCCUGACUGCUACCAGCUUUGGUCUGAGCCAUGGCGACACCAGCCUCUAUCGCCACUCGCCCCAAGCGAGAGCUCAAAGUGCUUUCACUGGGUAUGACACGCACUGGGUCGGCCUCCAUCACUCAAGCCCUCGAGGUACUCGGAUAUCAAGGCGUGCAUCACGGCAUUCAAGCCAUCAGUUCGCCGGUCGAGUGGGAUUUCUUCAGCAAAGCAUGCGAUGCUUUCUACCCCGUACUGCCGACCUACACCGGCGCGCCAUUCACACGCGCCGACUGGGAUGUUAUCUUUGGGCCUUAUGAGGCCGUUACCGACAUGAGCUCCUUCUUCGCGACGCAGCUCAUCGAGGCCUAUCCCGAGGCAAAGAUCAUCCUGGUAGAGCGUGAUGUCGACGAGUGGUACGACAGUAUGGAAGCAGCCAUCUUCAGCACCACAUGGGGGCUUCGCGCUGACCUCGUAAUCAACAUACUAGGUCCGCUAUAUGGGCUCAACGGCGGCAAGACGAUUCGCAAAAUCAUGUUGGGCUUCUAUGGUGUGAGCAAUGUGCAAGAGAUGCGGCGAGUUGCCAAGGAUCGGUAUAGGCUGCAUUAUGCGGAAGUCCGGGCUGCGGUGCCUGCCCACCGCUUACUCGAGUUCCGCCUGGAGGAUGGCUGGAAGCCGCUAUGCGAGUUUCUAGAGAAAGAGGUACCAGACGCACCAUUUCCUGUGAAGAACAAGAGAGAUGAGCAUGUGAAGCGGGUAAAGCAAAAGCAAGACAUGUUUUUCAAACACGUUGCAGCAAGAUUUGCCAAGAAAGCAAUACCCUCCGCCCUGAGUGUCGGCAUCCUCGGCCUGGUUGUGUGGAAGAGCAGAUCUGGUGUGCGAUGGGCUGAGAUAUUGAGCACCCUCAAGAAGAUGUUGGCAGAGGCCUGGUGACGAGUUUCGCUGGUCGUAGCGGCGAUGCGGCUGAUCGGCAGAGUGGGACAGUGGAACGAUCGCGAAGAUUCUCUUUGGCAGACCUAAGUAAUCCGGAAUGAAGCAUCAAGCAACGCGCAUAUACUAUUCAUCGCUCCUCCCGCAGUCAAAGAAGCCAGUUCUCCU
This is a messenger RNA of Alternaria rosae, 1222 nucleotides long. Its product is annotated as P-loop containing nucleoside triphosphate hydrolase protein. The transcript is spliced from 2 exons. The coding region runs from base 176 to 1057 and encodes 293 amino acids. Lineage: Eukaryota; Fungi; Ascomycota; Dothideomycetes; Pleosporales; Pleosporaceae. The record is from RefSeq and is a predicted model, not a curated record.